CGUUUACACAGCUGCCAGAAGCAUCCUCUUCCAUUCACCUGCACUCUCCUUUACCUGAGACUUCCAAAUCAAGCUGAGGAGGAAGAGAGAGAGAGAGAGAGAGAGAGAGAGAGAGAGAGAGUUGAUUAAUGGAGACAAUAGGGUUCUGCACCUGCAGCAGGUCUUUCGUUUCUCCUUUGGUUACCAAGUGCCAGGCCACCCAGAAACAAGGAACUAAAAUUUCAACUGAAAGAAAGGGUUCAACUGUCAUCCCUCUCGGCAAGCCUGGCCUGCAACAGGCGAACAACAAUACAUCCACCGUGAAACUCCUUUCAAAUGUUGAGAAGCUCAGGCUGCUAACCAAGGCAGAGAAGGCAGGAUUGCUCUCACUAGCAGAGAGCUUUGGCCUUUCACUCUCAACCGUGGAGAGACUUGGACUUCUCUCCAAGGCUGAAGAGCUUGGGGUUCUAUCAGCAGCCACAGACCAAGGCACACCUAGCACCCUCCUGACGCUUAGCCUCCUCCUACUAGUCUUAGGGCCUGCGUUUGUAUAUCUUGUGCCUGAAGAAAAUGCAUGGGAGGUGGCCCUGCAGAUUUUGGUGGCCUUGGUGUGCGUCGUUGGUGGUUCGGCCGCCUUCGCUGCUUCAAAUUUCGUGUGGAACUUGCAGAGAUCUAAUUAAGGUUUCGUUUGGGACGACUUUCUUUCUGCUUCGUAAAGCAGCUUCCUAGUACAACAAUUUUAAAAAAUUGUUGUACUAGGAAGCUGCUUUACGAAGCAGAAAGAAAGCCGUCCCAAACGAAACCUAAGAUUUGGUGGUCAACCAAUUUGGUGAUCAUGCCUGACGUAAUUGUUCACUUUGGUUCAAAUGUUAGCUUGUUACUUGCUCAGUUUCCUUUUGAUCUCUAUAUAUCAGCAGGUUCUGGGGAGACGAUUGCAUCGCUACUAGGUAUCUACUAUAAAUUCUUUGCUUCAAACGCGAUUGCAAUCUUCAGAUUUAUUUGUAAGAAAUUCAAAUUUUUAUAUUUGCAUGGAACUGUAGAUUCAGCGUAUGAAACAUUAUCAUUCAGCUCCACAAAUUGAAUGCAAUAUAUUUCAGCUACAUGAUGAUUA
Dendrobium catenatum is the source of this 1090-nucleotide messenger RNA. RefSeq lists its product as uncharacterized. The transcript has 2 exons. Bases 129 to 659 code for a protein of 176 amino acids. The record is from RefSeq and is a predicted model, not a curated record. NCBI's taxonomy places the organism in Eukaryota, Viridiplantae, Streptophyta, Magnoliopsida, Asparagales, Orchidaceae.